Molecule: messenger RNA, 3762 nt
Organism: Neoarius graeffei (lesser salmon catfish)
Lineage: Eukaryota; Metazoa; Chordata; Actinopteri; Siluriformes; Ariidae
Exons: 4
Coding region: 1-3762 (1253 amino acids)
Source: RefSeq, a predicted model, not a curated record
AUGAGGCGAAGAGGAGAAGGUGAGCAAGAGAAGGCGAGCAAGAGAAGGCGAGCAGGAGGAGGCGAGCAAGAGGAGGUGAGCAGGAGAAGGCGAGCAAGAGAAGGCGAACAGGAGAAGGCGAGCAGGAGGAAGCGAGCAAGAGGAGGCGAACAGGAGAAGGCGAGCAAGAGAAGGCGAGCAAGAGAAGGCGAACAGGAGAAGGCGAGCAAGAGAAGGCGAACAGGAGAAGCCGAGCAAGAGAAGGCGAACAGGAGAAGGCGAGUAAGAGAAGGCAAAAAGGAGAAGGCGAACAGGAGAAGGCGAGCAGGAGGAGGCGAGCAAGAGGAGGUGAACAGUAGAAGGCGAACAGGAGAAGGCGAGCAGGAGAAGGCGAGCAAGAGAAGGCGAACAGGAGAAGGCGAGCAGGAGGAGGUGAGCAAGAGGAGGCGAACAGGAGAAGGUGAGCAAGAGAAGGCGAGCAGGAGGAGGCGAGCAAGAGGAGGUGAGCAGGAGAAGGCGAGCAGGAGGAGGAGAAGGCGAGCAGGAGGAGGCGAACAGAAGAAGGCGAGCAAGAGAAGGCGAACAGGAGAAGGCGAGCAAGAGAAGGUGAGCAAGAGAAGGCAAACAGGAGAAGGCGAGCAAGAGAAGGCGAGCAAGAGAAGGCGAGCAGGAGGAGGCGAGCAAGAGGAGGUGAGCAGGAGAAGGCGAGCAAGAGAAGGCGAACAGGAGAAGGCGAGCAGGAGGAAGCGAGCAAGAGGAGGCGAACAGGAGAAGGCGAGCAAGAGAAGGCGAGCAAGAGAAGGCGAACAGGAGAAGGCGAGCAAGAGAAGGCGAACAGGAGAAGCCGAGCAAGAGAAGGCGAACAGGAGAAGGCGAGUAAGAGAAGGCAAAAAGGAGAAGGCGAACAGGAGAAGGCGAGCAGGAGGAGGCGAGCAAGAGGAGGUGAACAGUAGAAGGCGAACAGGAGAAGGCGAGCAGGAGAAGGCGAGCAAGAGAAGGCGAACAGGAGAAGGCGAGCAGGAGGAGGUGAGCAAGAGGAGGCGAACAGGAGAAGGUGAGCAAGAGAAGGCGAGCAGGAGGAGGCGAGCAAGAGGAGGCGAGCAGGAGGAGGCGAGCAAGAGAAGGCGAGCAGGAGGAGGUGAACAGGAGAAGGUGAGCAAGAGAAGGCGAGCAGGAGGAGGUGAGCAAGAGGAGGCGAGCAGGAGAAGGCGAGCAAGAGAAGGCGAACAGGAGAAGGCGAGCAAGAAAAGGCGAACAGGAGAAGGCAAGCAAGAGAAGGCGAACAGGAGAAGGCAAGCAAGAGAAGGCGAACAGGAGAAGGCGAGCAGGAGGAGGCGAGCAAGAGAAGGCGAACAGGAGAAGGCGAGCAGGAGAAGGCGAACAGGAGAAGGCGAGCAAGAGAAGGCAAACAGGAGAAGGCGAGCAAGAGAAGGCGAACAGGAGAAGGCGAGCAGGAGGAGGCGAGCAAGAGAAGGCGAACAGGAGAAGGUGAGCAGGAGGAGGCGAGCAGGAGGAGGCGAAGAGGAGAAGACGAGCAAGAGAAGGCGAGCAGGAGGAGGCGAGCAAGAGGAGGCGAGCAGGAGAAGGCGAGCAAGAGAAGGUGAACAGGAGAAGGCGAGCAGGAGGAGGCGAGCAAGAGGAGGCGACAGGAGAAGGCGAGCAAGAGAAGGCGAACAGGAGAAGGCGAGCAAGAGAAGGCGAACAGGAGAAGGCGAGCAAGAGAAGGCGAACAGGAGAAGGCAAGCAGGAGGAGGUGAACAGGAGAAGGCGAGCAAGAGAAGGCGAACAGGAGAAGGCGAGCAAAAGAAGGCGAACAGGAGAAGGCGAGCAGGAGGAGGCAAGCAAGAGAAGGCGAGCAAGAGAAGGCAAACAGGAGAAGGUGAGCAAGAGAAGGCGAGCAAGAGAAGGCGAACAGGAGGAGGCGAGCAAGAGAAGGCGAACAGGAGAAGGCGAGCAGGAGGAGGCGAGCAAGAGGAGGCGAACAGGAGAAGGCGAGCAAGAGAAGGCGAGCAGGAGGAGGCGAGCAAGAGAAGGCGAGCAGGAGGAGGCGAGCAAGAGAAGGUGAACAGGAGAAGGCGAACAGGAGAAGGCGAGCAGGAGGAGGCGAGCAAGAGCAGGCGAACAGGAGAAGGAGUGCAAGAGAAGGCGAGCAGGAGGAGGCGAGCAAGAGAAGGCGAACAGGAGGAGGAGAUCAAGAGAAGGCGAACAGGAGAAGGCGAGCAGGAGGAGGCGAGCAAGAGGAGGCGAACAGGAGAAGGCGAGCAAGAGAAGGCGAACAGGAGAAGGCGAGCAAGAGAAGGCGAGCAGGAGGAGGCGAGCAGGAGGAGGCGAGCAAGAGGAGGCGAACAGGAGAAGGUGAGCAGGAGGAGGCGAGCAGGAGGAGGCGAAGAGGAGAAGACGAGCAAGAGAAGGCGAGCAGGAGGAGGCGAGCAAGAGGAGGCGAGCAGGAGAAGGCGAGCAAGAGAAGGUGAACAGGAGAAGGCGAGCAGGAGGAGGCGAGCAAGAGGAGGCGACAGGAGAAGGCGAGCAAGAGAAGGCGAACAGGAGAAGGCGAGCAAGAGAAGGCGAACAGGAGAAGGCGAGCAAGAGAAGGCGAACAGGAGAAGGCAAGCAGGAGGAGGUGAACAGGAGAAGGCGAGCAAGAGAAGGCGAACAGGAGAAGGCGAGCAAAAGAAGGCGAACAGGAGAAGGCGAGCAGGAGGAGGCAAGCAAGAGAAGGCGAGCAAGAGAAGGCAAACAGGAGAAGGUGAGCAAGAGAAGGCGAGCAAGAGAAGGCGAACAGGAGAAGGUGAACAAGAGAAGGCGAGCAGGAGGAGGCGAGCAAGAGAAGGUGAACAGGAGAAGGCGAACAGGAGAAGGCGAGCAGGAGGAGGCGAGCAAGAGCAGGCGAACAGGAGAAGGAGUGCAAGAGAAGGCGAGCAGGAGGAGGCGAGCAAGAGAAGGCGAACAGGAGGAGGAGAUCAAGAGAAGGCGAACAGGAGAAGGCGAGCAGGAGGAGGCGAGCAAGAGGAGGCGAACAGGAGAAGGCGAGCAAGAGAAGGCGAACAGGAGAAGGCGAGCAAGAGAAGGCGAGCAGGAGGAGGCGAGCAGGAGGAGGCGAGCAAGAGGAGGCGAGCAGGAGAAGGCGAGCAAGAGAAGGCGAGCAGGAGGAGGCGAGCAAGAGAAGGCGAACAGGAGGAGGCGAGCAAGAGAAGGCGAACAGGAGAAGGCGAGCAGGAGGAGGCAAGCAAGAGAAGGCGAACAGGAGGAGGCGAGCAAGAGAAGGCAAACAGGAGAAGGCGAGCAGGAGGAGGCGAGCAAGAGGAGGCGAACAGGAGAAGGCGAGCAAGAGAAGGCAAGCAGGAGGAGGCGAGCAAGAGAAGGCGAACAGGAGGAGGAGAUCAAGAGAAGGCGAACAGGAGAAGGCGAGCAGGAGGAGGCGAGCAAGAGGAGGCGAACAGGAGAAGGCGAGCAAGAGAAGGCGAACAGGAGAAGGCGAGCAAGAGAAGGCGAGCAGGAGGAGGCGAGCAAGAGGAGGCGAGCAGGAGGAGGCGAGCAGGAGAAGGUGAGCAAGAGAAGGCGAACAGGAGAAGGCGAGCAAGAGAAGGCGAACAGGAGAAGGCGAGCAAGAGAAGGCGAGCAAGAGAAGGUGAACAGGAGAAGGCGAGCAGAAGAAGGCGAGCAGGAGGAGGCGAGCACGAGGAGGCGAGCAAGAGACGGCAAACAGGAGAAGGUGAACAGAAGGCGAACAGGAGAAGGCAAGCAGGAGAAGGCGAGCAAGAGAAGGCAAACAGGAGAAAGUGA